CCAAAAUCACCGGUUCGAUAGUCCUACAUUACGUGAGAAUCUCACAUUGAAACUUCUUCGCUGUGGCCAUCUUCAGUUUAGGAGAUCAAAAUCAAAAUCAGAAUCAGAAUCAGAAUCCUAUCAAGUAAACAAAGAGAUGACGAAGAAGAUUGUAGGCACCGACUCAGAAAAAGAGAUGUUCCUCAAGGAAUUCGGCGAUGAUUAUGGCUAUCCCACCGCUCCUAAGAACAUCUAUGAGAUUCGAUCCACUGAGUUUAAGAGACUACUGGACAGUAAUCGUGUAUACUUGGAUCAUGCUGGGGCAACUCUUUACUCCGAGUUACAAAUGGAAGCCGUUUGCAAAGAUCUUACGUCUAAUGUCUAUGGGAAUCCUCAUAGUCAAAGUGACUCCAGCUUUUCCACCAGUGAAAUUGUGAGGAAAGCACGGGAACAGGUCCUUGAUUUUUGUAAUGCAUCCCAUAGAGACUAUAAAUGCAUUUUUACUUCCGGAGCAACAGCUGCACUUAAGCUUGUCGGUGAGGCCUUUCCCUGGAGCAAUCAGAGUACCUUCAUGUACACUAUGGAAAAUCACAAUAGUGUUCUGGGAAUCAGAGAAUAUGCUCUCAGUAAGGGAGCAACAGCAAUUGCAGUAGAUGUUGAAGAGUCUGCAUUUGAUACUGGAGUUUCUGGUAGCCUUUCAUCCUCAAUUAAGGUACUACGACAUCCUAUUCAGAGGAGAAAAGAAGCUAUCCUUCCACCAGAGGAGCUUAUAGGGGAUGUGCACAAUCUAUUUGCCUUCCCAUCAGAAUGCAACUUCUCAGGCAUGAGAUUUAGUCUCGACUUGGUGAACAUUAUAAAAGGGGACUCGGAGAGAAUUCUGGAAAGCAGGGGAAACUGGAAGGUUUUAAUUGAUGCUGCAAAGGGAUGUGUAACCAAACCACCAGACUUAUCAAAGUAUCCGGCAGAUUUUGUUGUACUCUCAUUUUAUAAGAUGUUUGGUUAUCCAACUGGACUUGGAGCUCUUAUUGUCAGUAAUGAAGCUGCCAAAUUACUCAAGAAGAAUUACUUUAGUGGAGGCACAGUGGCUGCAUCAAUUGCAGAUAUUGAUUUUUUCAAGAGGAGAGAAGGUGUUGAAGAGUUCUUUGAAGAUGGCACCAUGUCAUUUUUGAGCAUAGCAUCCCUUCAGCAUGGAUUCAAAAUAUUGAGAACAUUAACAGUUUCUUCAAUAAGCAGGCACAUGGAUUCACUUGCCAAUUAUGUAAGGAGAAAGCUUGCAACAUUGAGGCAUGGAAAUUGUGAGCAUGUCUGCGUACUUUAUGGGAAAGCUAAGUCAAAGGUUCUAUUUAAUGAACCCGGAUCUGUAGUCUCAUUCAACGUGAGAAGACCAGAUGCAUCUUGGUUUGGACAUCAUGAGGUGGAGAAAUUGGCUUCUCUAUCUGGAAUUCAGCUGCGGACAGGAUGCUUCUGUAAUCCUGGUGCAUGUGCAAAGUAUCUUGGCUUGUCGCAUUUGGACCUUGUUUCAAAUAUUCAGGCAGGGCAUAUCUGCUGGGAUGAUCAAGACGUAAUAAAUGGAAAACCAUCUGGAGCUGUAAGAGUGUCUUUUGGUUACAUGUCUACAUUUGAAGAUGCAAAGAAAUUUAUUGAUUUCAUUGUCAGUUCCUUUGUGUCAUUGUCAUCUCCACUAGGAGAUAUAUCAAGAACCGGAUCUAUACCUUAUCUUGCUGAAGAACAAGGCAAAGUUAUUCCAAGAUAUUACUUGAAGUCUAUUAUUGUCUAUCCAAUAAAGUCAUGUGCUGGGUUCAGCGUCAAUAACUGGCCAUUAAGUGACACUGGCUUGCUGCAUGAUCGAGAAUGGGUUCUCAAAAGCUUAAAUGGGGAAAUUCUUACACAGAAAAAGGUUCCUGAUAUGCGCUUUAUUAAUACAUUUAUUGACUUCGAGUCGGGAAUGUUAUUGGUCGAAUCCCCGCAUUGCAAGGCUAAACUGCAGAUUGGGCUUCUUUCAGAUCCUUUUACAGCUGAAAGAGACAAAUCGUUCCCACAUCAAGGAAGGUACAAUGGGCAACAUUACAAUGAUGAAGUUGACAGUUGGUUUAGCAGUGCUAUUGGUCGACCUUGCACUUUAGAAAGAUCCAUCAGCUCGAAUGAGCGUUCUUGCAUGAACAAGGCUAGAAGAGGAGGAAAUUCCACAGAUAUGGAGGCCAAACUGAAUUUCGUUAAUGAAGCACAGUUCUUAUUAAUAUCUGAGGCAAGCAUAUCAGAACUAAACAACAGAAUAGACUCAAAUAUCUCCUCAUAUGGCCAUGGACCUCGACUUGAAGUUGAUUCAAUGAGAUUCCGUCCCAACCUUCUCAUAUCGGGUGGUGAACCAUAUGCAGAAGAUGGAUGGAAGAGUCUUAAGAUUAAGGGAAAAAAAUUCCAGUCAGUUGGUGGAUGCAAUCGUUGCCAGAUGAUCAAUUUGGAUCCCCAAGCUGGAUUGCAGAAGUCACCAGAGCCUUUGGCCACUUUAGCGUCCUACAGGAGGAUGAAAGGGAAAAUUCUAUUUGGAAUAUUACUAAGAUAUGAGGGCACGGAUGCAGGGAAAGACAAAGAAACAUGGCUUGAAACAGGAGUGGAAGUGCAUCCUCGUACAGACUAACAACAUAAGAACUGUAUGUUUCUGAUAGUACAUCAUAAUAAGUAUAUCACAUGAAGAGUUAAAUUACAUUUAAAAUCCAAAUAUAUAUAUAUAUGUCUAAGAAGAGAUAUGGUUGUUAUAUUUAACUAGUACCAAUAAUUCACCAUGUUAUCAUCCUAAUGUGUCCAGAGCCAAAUGACUAAAAUAUUGGAUUAUUUGAAUUUUACAGCACAAUAAGGUUUUCAU
Impatiens glandulifera is the source of this 2839-nucleotide messenger RNA. RefSeq names its product molybdenum cofactor sulfurase. The transcript is spliced from 23 exons. The coding region runs from base 137 to 2614 and encodes 825 amino acids. Gene Ontology annotation, biological process: Mo-molybdopterin cofactor biosynthetic process. NCBI's taxonomy places the organism in Eukaryota, Viridiplantae, Streptophyta, Magnoliopsida, Ericales, Balsaminaceae. Gene Ontology annotation, molecular function: molybdenum ion binding; molybdenum cofactor sulfurtransferase activity; pyridoxal phosphate binding. The record is from RefSeq and is a predicted model, not a curated record.